UGUUGAUUUUCCCGCGAAUUUUUAUUAUGUAGUAAACAAACACGUGGUUUCGAACGACAUUUGUUUUUUUACGUCGAUCGAAUCAUCUAAAUUUUCGUUCUCUCUCUUAAUAUUUUAACAAUUUGUUAAAAAAUGGCUGCAAAAUUAAAUGGAGAAAGUGAGGCUACGACUAACACGACUAAUAAUGGUUCCGGCAAAAGUUUUUCUUUCAGUAACACACCGACUUUAGAAGAUCUUCGACAGAUACAGGCCGAAUUUUCCCGAGCGAGAAACUGGGAUCAGUACCAUCAACCUCGCAAUUUACUUCUGGCAUUGGUCGGCGAGAUGGGAGAACUUGCCGAACUGUUUCAGUGGAAAGGAGAAGUUAAAGAAGGAUUGCCAGACUGGACGGAGGAACAGAAGAUCCACCUGUCGGAGGAACUGAGCGACGUGCUCAUCUACCUGAUCAGACUGGCCGACAAGUGCCACGUGGACCUGCCCGCCGCGGCCCUGCGCAAGAUCGCCCUGAACGGCAAGAAGUAUCCCGUCCGCAAGGCGUGGGGUUCGGACAAAAAGUACAACGAGUACGGAGACUGAAGAAUCCAAGUAUCAAAAUUAUUUGUUUGCUCUUUAAUAACAUAGAAUGUUAGUAUAGAUAAUAUAUUUUUAAUAAAAGGAAUCUAUUCCAAAAUUUUACUUCCUUACAUCAAGUUAUUUUUAUAUUAAAAAAUGUGGAAUUAACUUUUAAUUAUAAUGAAAUGUUGGGAUAGAAGAUAAUGUUUAAUCCAUUAUAAGUAAAAGACUUUCUGAACUGAAAAAUACAAUCUUUUUGUACACGAGGGGAAUUUAAAUUGCACCACACACCAAAGAGAAUAGAUACCGAUUACUAUUUUUAACAAGAACAGUUUUUAAUGAAAAUAAAUCCAUAAAUAAAGACUAGGGAAUAUUCUAUUAUAAUAAAAUGGCUGAAACAAUGAAAUAUUGGCACUUGAUGUAAACAGUUAACACUACAAAAAAUUGUAAUAUAGAAAAAGAAAUUGUGAGUGUUAUGGCAUUAUCACGAUGAUAGUUGGAUACAUAGUGUGGGUCACAUGUGUAGAAAUGUAUGCCAUUAUUUUUUAGACUAAUUUUUGUACUCUGAGAGGUCUGGCACAAAAUUAAACCUCUUUUAUUUUUCAGAAACAAAUACAUUCAAUAGCUCUAGAAAAUAUAUUUUGAGUAUAAGUUGGAUGAUAUCCCUUGUUUGUGGUCUGCAACAGUUGCAGCAUAUGCAUUGACUACUGUAGAUUCCAAAGAUCUCAGGAAUUUGUUGUGGGCCGUCCGUGCCGGAUAAAUUCCACAUCCCGCAUGAUCCAGUCUACUAAAUCACAAGCCCGGCCAAACCCGGAAAGGUUGAAGAAAGGCCUUCUUAGUGCUCACAGGAUAGAAUGAUUGAGAAAUAAAAAUUGAAUUAAAUAAUUUGCCUAAUGUGACUAAAGCUGACAAGUUGAAACUCCUGGAUUUAUUGUUACACUUUUAUAUUAAGUCGCAGAUGACUGACUUAUUGGAAAAUUUCCUUGGAUGUCGUCUAUUGUUUAUGUAAGAGUAUGUGGGCAAUGCAGGAUAUCAUUUAUCAAUAAAUAUAUUAUAUGUAAUGCCAAAUUGAAAGCCUCAUCACUGAAAUUUUCUCCUUGGCACCAGUUGCAGUAAGUAAAUCAAAUGUUACCAAAACAAAUGUCAAAAGUGACUGCAAAAUGAAAGCAUUCGUUAAUCUGCAAGUCUGUUAGUCCACAAGAUAAAAAAAAAAAAAGAUUGCAAUUGUUGUAUGUUUUUUCACCACAUUCUAAACUUUUAACUGGGCCAAAUA
This is a messenger RNA of Centruroides sculpturatus (bark scorpion), 1825 nucleotides long. Its product is annotated as dCTP pyrophosphatase 1-like. Gene Ontology annotation, biological process: nucleoside triphosphate catabolic process. The record is from RefSeq and is a predicted model, not a curated record. Lineage: Eukaryota; Metazoa; Arthropoda; Arachnida; Scorpiones; Buthidae. Bases 133 to 576 code for a protein of 147 amino acids. Gene Ontology annotation, molecular function: nucleoside triphosphate diphosphatase activity. The transcript has 5 exons.